Molecule: messenger RNA, 1630 nt
Organism: Scomber scombrus (Atlantic mackerel)
Lineage: Eukaryota; Metazoa; Chordata; Actinopteri; Scombriformes; Scombridae
Exons: 7
Coding region: 230-1630 (466 amino acids)
Source: RefSeq, a predicted model, not a curated record
ACCAGCACUGAAGAAUUGCUCCCUGAUCUUCAAUAGAGAAGGCGCCUUUAAGAGCAUCGAUGUGUUGUCCAUUACUCUGACCUGUAACCCUGGGAAGCAAAAUUGGACGACGCGCUACAAGCCAUCUUGUCACAUAAAGCUGAAUCCACCAGAAGCACCAAAAGUCAAUUUGACCACCGUUUCCUGGUUUCCAAAAAAAAAUAGAAGAAUCUUACUUCACGACACCCAAAUGAAGUGGAGACAAAAGGAUCAGCCAUUGAGUGCUGAAAGGACAGUGGAAAGCUCAUGUAAGUCGGAAUGCAAGGCCGAGCUGGACUCAGACCUGUUGAUAAUAGGGGAGGAGUAUGAGGCACACGUCAGAGUGAAGUCCAAUAAAUAUGAGUCAGUCUGGAGUGAAUGGAGCCCCACUGUAACUUGGGUUUCACGCGUUGGAAAACCUAAACCACCACAAUCAGCUGAUCUUUCGAUGAUCUUGGGUAUGACUGUUGCAGUUGUAGGCUCCUUGCUUCUAGCCCUCGUAUAUUUUAAGACUGACAAAACCGCCUGGGUUUACAUAGAAAAGAAGGUCAAAGGUUCACCACUGCCAGACCCAGGAGAGUCCUUAAUUAUGAAAGACCAGAUUUGGCAGAGUCCUCCGUUCACCAACAAAUCCUUACAUUUCUUCAUAAAACCAGAGGAAUUCAUCUCAGUAGAGGUAACCUGCAAAGGGGAUGGUUUUGCGCCCUGCAGGUCAGACGUGGCACUGCUCGAGAAGAUGAAGAGCGAAAGCAGCUAUGAUUCAACCAAUUCCAGCUUCUCCAACCCCAGUUACUCCCACCUUGAUCCUCUUCCUCCUGUCCCCUCUCUCACUGCGGGGAAUCUGGAGCCCUGUGCGACUGAUUCACCUUAUGGGCCUGUUGGUGGUCAAGGCAAAGGUAACACCGCAGAACAGGAUAGAAAGGAAGAAGAAAGAAGGAAAGACGAGGAGAUUCUACAGCUGCUUAAAACAGGCAGCAGCAACAGGGAGACGAUACCAGUCAUUUUAGACUAUAAUAGGGUUGAGAAGCUCCAGCCCGAACGUGUCAGGCUCCAGAGUCUAGAUUCAGGUAUGUGUAGUGGGGAAGAGGUCAGUCAAGAGAGCCUGGAGGCAGAUAGCAUCAAUAUGACUGAUAGCCAUGAUGAGGUGCCACAAGCCAAGGAGGAGAGGGAAGGAGACAAUGGGCAAGAUGAAGGUUUUCAGAAGUUAUUUGGUAAUAUCAGCAGCGGAGGCAUUGUUUGCAAAGGGUCCAUUCAGGUUUGUUCUGGUUACGAACCAGUCCAGAAGCUGCAGGCUGAUAGCAAUGAGCUCCUUAGCCUGGAUUCAGGUCUGAGCAGUGGGGGUGAGGAGCAGCUGAGUCAAGAGGAGAGCAUGGAGGACAUUGACAAGUCCACUGAAUCUACAAGGUUCCCGUUUCCUCCUCCCUCUUGCGCUUUACCGUGCAUGCUGCCUUUUUCCACAUCACUGCCUUUGAAGUUCUCUGGGCCAGGAUUCAGUCCAGCUCAGCAACCUCUGCCAUGUCACCUACUGGAAAGAAUUGCUCUCAUGUCAACUACCAAGUCAGUGGAGCCCUCUGGAGAUGGAUAUAUGCCAGUGACACAGAAACAGAGCUAA